UAAAAAUAUUAAAGAAAAAAACAGUAUUUUCAGUUGUCACUUAAAAAAAUAUAUUUUAUAUUUAUUAUUGAUUAAGAUAUUCUUUGUUCAUUAGUGAUCAAUACAGAAAACAAUGUCGUUUAAGACCACUUCAUCUCUAGCACCACAUUAUCCUAACACAUAUAUGGAACAAUUUUGCAAAUCAUUACACCCCGACUUGGAAUUAGGUACAAUUUGUUUAGCUUGGUUUCGUCAGGCAAUAAAACACUGUACCGAAUUGCUGACCGAAGUAAAACCCUCAACAACAUUUUUCUGGACUACAGUUAAACAAUUUAUAUUUCCCGACAGAACGACAGAGCUUCUGUCACAAAACAUACCUAUCAGAAUACAUCCCAAACGUUUGUCCGUACAAGAUUGUAACUCAUUAUUUCUGGACAUUGUCAGGGAUUAUAUAGAAAGAGCUCCACGCUACGGUGCAGAGACCAAAACAAAUGUUAUGCUGUGGCAAGUUCUAUACUCGCUCAUGGGUAUUAUGACUUUAGGUUCCUUAUUGGUGGGCAUUAUUUUUACUUACUAUAAAUAUGGUCAAUCUAAAACAAAAAUAAAUCUACUGGAAGAUUUGUUUACACCAGAAUCACGUAUGCAGGUUCUAAGUAAACGUAGUCUAAAUUUUGCUAAAUCAGAGUUGAGGAACAUACAUAUUAAACCAGUGCCAAGGGAGGAAGAUAUUGUUACAGCUGAUGGAGAUAAAGUUUUGGCCUUAAAAAUCGGUACAAAAUAUGAAUUUUUUGAAUCACUAGUAACGGGCAGUCUACAUUCAAUAGGGAAAUUACACCGAUUCCACGAGCAAUAUAGCAAAACAAAGACAGAUUUUAAAAUAGAGUCCUUAAAUAAAGCUUUGAAAUUUGUAGAUAAUAAUUGUAAAAAGAUUCAUCUCUUGCUUAUGUUUGAACAAAAUGUGGCUUAUGAAGAGGAGGAGUCAAAAAGAAAAACUAAAAUUAAUAGCCCUAGAGUAAAAAAUACGUCACCACCAGUUACAACUGCAACCUCCAAAGGAAUGUUAAAUACUAGAUUAGAGGGAGGAGGUUUCAGCCAUAAAACUGCAGCUGGCAUUGGCAUCGUUUCCGUUUCUUCCCGAUCUAAUAGCCCUAAACCCUUAAAUUCUCCCAAACAAGGAAACACACCUCGUUCAAGUGCUAUACCCUGUAAACGUGCCAUUUCCACCAGGAAAUCGAAAUAGAAUUGAUCUGGCAACUACUCGAAUACUUUUAAAAUAUAAUCAAUUUUAAUAAAACACAAUUUUAUUGUAAGUUUUUUGCGCAAUUUAUUUAUUGCGUAGUUGCCAUACUUAAUAAAACAAAUUUCUUAUUAAAACUUA
Messenger RNA from Lucilia cuprina (Australian sheep blowfly), 1357 nucleotides. RefSeq lists its product as uncharacterized. The coding region runs from base 113 to 1219 and encodes 368 amino acids. The transcript has 2 exons. The record is from RefSeq and is a predicted model, not a curated record. NCBI's taxonomy places the organism in Eukaryota, Metazoa, Arthropoda, Insecta, Diptera, Calliphoridae.